AUGUUGGGACUGAAAAGCUGUUUGGCUAUCCUUAUUGGAUAUGUCGUUGCCGUGUGUGCUUUGUUUUCAAGCAAGGGAAGGAAUCCGUCAUUGAAUAAUUGGGAGAAGUUAAAGGAUCAAAAAUUUUCCACUGUAGAUAACUUCGGGCUAACUGGUCACUCUUUGUUACAGUUCUUCCAGGAUAACUUGGCAAUUUUAGGUUUUUCUGAGGAGAAAGUUCAUCAUAAACGCUCUUCUUUUUAUUAUGAUGUUUUUAAAGAGUAUAUCCUACGUGGUGCUAAUUCAAAAAAGUGCUCACCUGCAAACUCAGCUAUUGCAAAACUGAACAAAGAUGUUAAUCCCAUGCCAGUUCACUCUCACAAUGAUUACUGGAGAAAGCUACCGCUUUUUGAAGGUCUAGCGUAUGGUGCAAGAAGUACUGAAGCAGACGUGUGGAAUAUAGACGGAAAAGAACUAGCCGUGGGCCAUAACGAAGCUUCUUUGGACCCAGUCGAAUUGACACUAGAUAAACUGUACACGGGCCCUCUUUCAAAAAUAUUAGAUGAGGUCAAUUGUCAAGAUUCUUUUUCCGAUAGUAAGAACGGUGUGUUCUUCAAUUCGCCUGAAACUUCACUUUUCUUUUAUAUUGAUUUUAAGUCCGAUGACAAUGAACUGACUUACAAAUUAUUGAUGCAAAAGUAUUUCAAGCCUUUGAUCGACUCCGGCUAUCUAACGUAUUACGACAUGAAAAAGGAAGAAGUUUCUUGGAACCCUAUUACAGUAAUAUUAACAGGCAAUUAUCCAACGUCGCUAGAGGUUUUAGAUAACGGAAAUGAUGACGGCUAUUUCAACUCUAACCAAAGAUUUGCGUUCUUGGAUGCACCAUUAUUAGAUUUGGAACCCAAGUACUCUAACCUUUCCGUCACUACGACUGUAUCCUUCAACGAAUUAAUGAGACAUUGCGGUUCUGAUCAUUGGAAGGUAUUGUUAAGAGGCCAUAUGGGUUCGGAUGAGAUUACUUGUGCCAAGAAGGUGAUUGACGAGGCCCAUGCGUUGAAGCUAACAACCAGAAUUUGGGGGGCCCCAACCUGGCCUUUUAACACAGUUAAGACCAUUUCUCACCAAAUCUUCCACGAUUUGGGUUCUGAUUUACUCAACCUGGACGAUAUGUUCAUGGCAUCGUCAUUAAUCUAA
Molecule: messenger RNA, 1173 nt
Organism: Saccharomyces eubayanus
Lineage: Eukaryota; Fungi; Ascomycota; Saccharomycetes; Saccharomycetales; Saccharomycetaceae
Gene: AIM6
Product: Aim6p
Exons: 1
Coding region: 1-1173 (390 amino acids)
Biological process (GO): lipid metabolic process
Molecular function (GO): phosphoric diester hydrolase activity
Source: RefSeq, a predicted model, not a curated record